This is a messenger RNA of Racocetra persica, 473 nucleotides long. The record is from the annotation of a GenBank genome assembly. NCBI's taxonomy places the organism in Eukaryota, Fungi, Glomeromycota, Glomeromycetes, Diversisporales, Gigasporaceae.
AGGUUUCAUCAAUUAACACACCUGCCGGUAAUGUUGCAAUUGGUGCCAAUAUCGUAAUCACCUGGUCAUACACCGCACAACCGAAUCCUCUUCCUGGUACUCUAAGUGUUAUCGACAACGCGACUAAGAACACCGUUACAAUUAGCGCUAAUAUAAACCUUUCUACUCAAUCUUACCAAUGGACUGUCAAUGUUCCCGCGGGAACUUAUUACCUUGCUCUCAAUGACGGAUCUGGUGAUAAAUAUUCUGGAACUUUCACUGUCUUCCAACCCGGCGGUGCCAAUCCCCCACCCGCUGCUUCUGGCACUGCAGCUGCACCUCCAGCAGCAUCUGGUGCUGCCAGCACUCAAAGUUCAGCUCCGAAAUCAACAUCAUCAAGUGCACCAACGACCAAUGCUGCUGCAAGUUUCACUGGAUCAAGCAUUUCUGGAUACAAACUUCUGUUUAGCCUUAUUGUAGUAGCAGCAGUAAUG